GAUGCUGAGACCUCUGAUUCUGUACCCAAACUCAACCUUGAUGGCGAGGAUGUUUAUAAUUUUGAAUGGUCCAAAGGGGUGGAGGCAUUCAAUCAUAUGUCAAAGGAUCACCUUUGGGCUCUCCUGGGGAUUCCAGACCAGCAUUUGCUGUUUUUCAACACCCUUCAAGAUCCCUAUGGAAAUCAUGAUCCAUGGACCAAGGAGGGAGAGGACUGGUUCAAAUAUUCUGGAAGGGGAGAGCACCUAGCUCUCUGCUGGCAUCAGCUGGUUGGGGUGGUCAAAAUGGUCCAGAAUGCUUUUUCUGGAAAGCCUAUUUUACUUAUGGACAAAGUGGGAUUAGGAAAAACCAUCCAAGUCAUGGCUUUAAUUGCCAUACUGGCAUUUUAUCGUGAGUAUUAUACAACUAAUGGAUGCUUUCCAGGAAAAAUAGGCAAAAUAGCUGGAAAGCAAUGGAGGGGCGACACCCUCAAUAUUCCAGAUCUUUCCAUCAUUUUGGUCAUACUGGCAGCCUUAAUCCAUCAGUUCACUUCAGAAUUGCAUCAAUACCUUCGGCAAGGAAGCUUUGAUAUCCUGCCUUACAAUGGCAUUUGGAGUAACAGUUGA
Messenger RNA from Suillus subaureus, 603 nucleotides. RefSeq lists its product as uncharacterized. Lineage: Eukaryota; Fungi; Basidiomycota; Agaricomycetes; Boletales; Suillaceae. The record is from RefSeq and is a predicted model, not a curated record. The annotation marks the transcript as partial. The transcript has 2 exons. Gene Ontology annotation, molecular function: ATP binding; ATP-dependent chromatin remodeler activity.